This is a messenger RNA of Scheffersomyces amazonensis, 1157 nucleotides long. RefSeq lists its product as uncharacterized. Bases 43 to 1005 code for a protein of 320 amino acids. Lineage: Eukaryota; Fungi; Ascomycota; Pichiomycetes; Serinales; Debaryomycetaceae. The record is from RefSeq and is a predicted model, not a curated record. The transcript has a single exon.
CUAAUUGUAAUUGUAAUUAUAAAUUAUAAUUAUUAAUUAACUAUGAAUAAUAUUAGAGAUAAUAAUCAUAAGGAUCUCCUAGUAGUAUUAAAUAAGGGACUUCGACUGUCUAUCCUGUACAAUUAUGAGAAUAAUCUUGAUAUAUAUACCAUAACAAAUCCGGAUAAUUUCGUAAGUUAUAUGAUACAAUUACUUAAUAAUAAAAAUUAUAGAGAUAUUAAAAUUAUAAUUCUGAUUGGUAAGAUAUCUGAAUUAUUACCCAUAUUGAAAUGUCUUUAUUUAAAUACUAAUUUAACUAGAUCGACUUAUGAUAAUUUAUUUCUUAAUCAGUUUAAUCAACAUUUACGCACAGGACAAAGUUCAACCACGACUCAUAGUAUUGAAAUUCUUCCAGGAAGAGGUCAAGGUGAUAGAUUUAUACCCAUUGAUUUAAGUAUAGUUAUAGAUCCUAAGGAAUUUCUUACUAAUACUAAUCUGUACUUAUCAAUAUCUAGUAUCGCAUUACAACAAUAUUUACGGUAUUUCACCCUAAAACAUGGAGCAAGAUUAGCAGUAAUUAAACAAAUAGAUUAUAUACAAUUCCCUCAUAAAUUAAUUGAUUAUUUUCAGAAACUUCAAGAUCAACCUCAACCUAUAUUUGAUUCAUUUGAACUGACAGAUAAUACUUCCAAAAAUCCAUUUACAUUAAAUUUAUUUAUCCCUAAAGCAUGGGAUUCAUGGUCUAAAAUAAUAUUAGUUUCAAAAAGUAUGUUUCAUGAUAAUGAAUCAUUACUUGGUAACACUGAAGUUAUAGAAGAAUUCGAUUUAGCCUAUAAUCAGUAUAUUGAAUCAGAGCAAUCCAAUGAUUCUUUUCAGUCCUCAAUAUUUACUUCACUUAUGCAAAGCAAUAAUAAUUAUAAUAUUAUUAUUAAAAAUAAUAAUAAUAAUAAUAUGCACCAUAAAAACUCUAAUAAUAAUAAUGUCGAGCACUCACUAUCACUUAAGGAUAUUCUAUUUGCAAGCUAAUUAGACUACUCAAAUAGGAAAUGUCUAUAUGCAGAUCGAUUUUAGUUUUAUACCGUUGAAAAAUUACAGCAUUAAGAAGCAUCAACGAAAAAAAAUGCUAGAUUAAGUAUGGGAAAAUCAAAUCAAAUAGGAUCUUCAAAAUAGGAAAAUAU